Messenger RNA from Mucor mucedo, 1097 nucleotides. RefSeq lists its product as uncharacterized. The coding region runs from base 25 to 960 and encodes 311 amino acids. NCBI's taxonomy places the organism in Eukaryota, Fungi, Mucoromycota, Mucoromycetes, Mucorales, Mucoraceae. The record is from RefSeq and is a predicted model, not a curated record. The transcript has a single exon.
AUUUUCUUUACAUUACUUAACGCAAUGAGAAGAAACAAAACAAUAUACUGUCGAGCCAAUUAUGAUCAUUAUGAAAGUGCAUGCAAGUCUUUUAGUUUAACUCCAGAUGACUACUUAUGUUUUAAUUACAGUUUGAAGGAGUCUGACUACUAUUUACCAUUAAAUAAUCAAGAUUCUGAACAAGAAGAUUCAUCGACUCGUCCUAUUCAACUUUUAACUCCCAAUCUUUCCACUUCUAUGAUUGGACCGGAAGUCAUUUUUCGCAUGGAUGUCAUUCUUGGCGACACAGAUCUAAAUUUGCCGCUGGAGUUCUUACGAUACGCGUUGGUGAACUGUCCAAACCUUCAACGGUUUCUGUACAAAUCUACUAGUAAUUACAAUCGUAGUAUAUGUAUUGAGGCCGAGCCAAAAAUGAGUGGUGGCAUCGUAAAGGGUAAGAAAAAAGUAUCAACUGCGACACAAAAAGACAUAAAGGUCGUUAAGACGGGAAACAUGGUCCCAUCAAAAGAACUAUUGCGCCUCUUGCAUAAAUACUUGCCUGCAACAGAAAAACUUAUAUGUGGCAUGAACGAUUUCAAAGAUCCGCCAACGGAAUUAUUUGAAGUAGACUUGAUACCAUUUAUUCAUUUGAAGUCAGUUCAACUAAAUGUUCUAUUGUUGUGUGAUGAAGACCAAGAUACCGCAUAUCUGGAACUACAAUUCGCGGAUAGAGAUUGUGGAUAUUACUGUUUGAAAAUAGAUGAUCCUGAUUUGACUGUGACUAAGAUCACUUUGAAACAAAUGAAAAAACAGAUAGGCGAAGCAAACAAAAGUAUUCGAAAAGCUGUCAUCAAGUGCCACAAGCGUGUCAGAUUUAGACUUUCCUAUGAAUAUUCAAUGGGUGUAGAAAUUUGUAAUGGAAAAAACAGUAUAUUUUACGGUGGAGUUAAUCUUGAAUUACUUUACCCUCACUCAUUUUAACUCAGGUAUUCGUCUAUAUUUUACCAGAACCUAUAUAAUUUCAGCAUGUAAUAAAUACCUUAGAGGUUACACGAUCCCUUUUUGUUACACGAUCCGAUUACAGGAUGUCGAAAAAAUAAAGAUUGGCGUUUUUUUUU